Messenger RNA from Alligator sinensis (Chinese alligator), 4884 nucleotides. It is a transcript of the gene EXTL2, whose product is annotated as exostosin like glycosyltransferase 2. The coding region runs from base 1618 to 2613 and encodes 331 amino acids. Gene Ontology annotation, cellular component: membrane. The record is from RefSeq and is a predicted model, not a curated record. Gene Ontology annotation, molecular function: glycosyltransferase activity. The transcript is spliced from 5 exons. NCBI's taxonomy places the organism in Eukaryota, Metazoa, Chordata, Crocodylia, Alligatoridae.
GUAUAUAUACCCAAGAGAUCAGGGAAGAGGCCAACCCCUGCUGUAGAGGAAGGCAAGCCCCCCAGCGGGCACCAGCUGACCAUUGGGGCAAAAUUCUUUCCUGACUUGAAAUAUUGUGAUAGGUCUGACUCCGUGGAGGGGCAGGACCCUUUAGCCAAAAAACUGGCUGUUGUUCCAGCAGGAGCAUUGGCACAGACCAGUCAAAGGUCCCCAGCCUUUGCCAACACUCAGUGCCUCUGAGUAAGGUGAACAAACAGGGACAUCUGUAGCAGAAGGACAGGGGCAGGUUGGUGGGGACAGCCAGCAAAGCCCAGAAGAAUGGGAAUUGCCCAUAGUAGACCAUAGUUUUAUAUCCCACGCAUAUGCAUACGUAAUGAUACAUGCAUGUAUAACUUGUAUAUAAAUAAUGUAGGAGUGAUGUAGUAGCCAUAAUCCAGAAAUUAUGAGGGGCAAGUAUUUGUUAGGGUGAUCUCUUUUAUCAGACCAACUAUGUUGUUAGGAUGAAGUUAGAUAAGCUUUCAAAUGUAAGGCAUGCUUCCUCAGGGACCUCACAUUCAAAAGCUUGACUAACUUUACCCCAGCAAUAUAUUUGGUCCAAUAAAAGAUACCAGUCUAAGAAAUCCGUGCCUCUCACAUAUGUUAUAAAUCAUAGUUAUUUUCAUGGGCUUGUAGAGAUUGAAGAGACCCAAGUGCAUAGCAGCUACUUGUCCAUAGUUGGUAUAUGUUGGUGCAAUCUAGAUUACGCACCUAGUCCUGCAGUCUGUUAGCCCAGGGGAAAGGGUGUAAAAAUGUUUUAACCUGAGGCUAUGCAGAAAAAAGAAAACAAUCCUUCACAUGGUAACCACAUUGGUACAGCUGUAAGGUGGCAAGACAUCCUUAGGCAAUGAUUUAGCAAGUGGUGUACAAUUGCUGGAAAGGGCAUAUUAAUAUACACCCCCACACAUCCCUUUUUAAUACAGGAUGUUGAAAACCAAACAGUAGGUUUGCAGCUGGCAAAGGGUUUUGAUUGCAUCCCAAAUGUGCAUUAAAGACCUGACAGAAGCAGUAUGAGAAGAAAAAAUGGUUAAUCGUUUUAACAUCUGUUCUUUUCUGAUGUGCAAUAUUCCCUCUGUUCUGUCAUUUAUUGCUUUUAAAAUAUUGGCAUUUUAAUUGCUGGGGUUCAAAGCAGCCCUUGUCGAAAGCAUUAGGCAUGCAAAUAACCCAAGUAACAGUCCAAGCUGCUUUAGAGUGGGGUUGCAUAAGCUUUUUUUCGGUGGGUCUGAAAGCAUGAAUCUGAGCCUGCUGGGAGGAGGAGCAUUUGCAUCCCACAGGAAGUACUAUGUAAGAGAAGGGGAAGGGAGUUCAGGCUUGUAGCUGCCCAGACUGCUGGACCUUUUAGGUUGUGUCGCUGAAUUAAAAAUCCAACCGAUGCAAGCUGCUUGAGCUUACCAAAAUGUGCAGUCUCAUGAUCCCCAGUUACAAAAUUUCAGCUCCUGUUCAUGUUAAUAGAGGCUUAGAAAAAUAACUGGCUCAGUCUCCUUCAGUCCAGAUCCAGAGACCUCACACAGCUAAUAUACUGGUAUUUUAAGCAGGCUCUUCCUAUUAGACAAACCAAAAAUCCAAUCCAAACUGGCAUCAAUGAGGUGUUAUCCCAUCUGUAAACUUCCAGGAAGAGUUAUGGGAAUCCGACUACUUCAUUUCUCUUCUGUGGUGAUCCUUGUCUUACUCCUUGUGGCAGGUGCCUUAACGGCUUUACUUCCAAAUAUUAAAGAUGACAAAAUGCCCAAUUUGCGAAGGGAGCCAAAAUCCCAGAGCCAAUCUGCCUUGGAUUCAUUUACUCUUAUUAUGCAGACAUACAAUAGAACUGACUUAUUGCUCAAGCUUUUAAAUCAUUAUCAAGCCAUCCCCCACCUGCACAAAGUGAUUGUUGUAUGGAACAAUGUUGGGGAGAAGAUACCAGAGGAAACGUGGAAUUCUUUAGGACCCCAUCCUGUCCCUGUGGUCUUCAAAGUGCAAACUGUGAAUCGCAUGAGGAACAGACUCCAGAUUUUCCCUGAACUGGAAACAAAAGCUGUUUUAAUGAUGGAUGAUGACACACUAAUUAGUGCUCAUGACCUAGCCUUUGCCUUCUCUGUUUGGCAGCAAUUUCCAGAUCAGAUAGUGGGCUUUGUUCCUAGAAAGCACAUUUCCACUCCUUCAGGUAUAUACAGUUACGGCAGCUUUGAAUUGCAGACACCUGGAUUUGGAAAUGGGGAUCAAUACUCAAUGAUUUUGAUAGGUGCAGCAUUCUUCCACAGUGGAUACCUAGAACACUUUCAAAAGGAGCUGGAAGCUGUCCACGCUUUAAUAGAUGAAACACAAAACUGUGAUGAUAUUGCCAUGAAUUUCCUAGUGGCAAAGCACAUUGGAAAGUCUUCAGGAGUAUUUGUGAAGCCUGUUGACAUAAGGAAUUUAGAAAAGGAAACCAACAGUGGUUAUUCUGGAAUGUGGCACCGUGCAGAGCACUUAUUACAAAGGUCUUACUGUCUAAACAAGUUGGUUAAUAUUUAUGAUGGCAUGCCCUUAAAAUAUUCUAACAUUAUGGUUUCUCAGUUUGGUUUCCCUAACUAUGCCAAUCACAAAAAUAAAAUGUAAGGAUGAAAUGUUAAGAGAGUAUGAGUUAAACAUCAAUUAGUGAGUUUAAGUUAGUGUAAAUUAGUGUUUUGGCUGAAAGGCCUGAAGAAGCUAUACAUUACUUCAGCUUGGCCUCCCACACAGACAGCCUCUGAAUUUUGCCCAUAAUACUUUUGCCCGUAACCUUUCUUUUGUUUAAUUUUUCCAGAGUAAGUUGUUACAAAAGCAAAAGAACUCUAUAUAUUUAAUAAUUCAUUUUGAUAACACAAUAUUCUUCCUCUGUUAUUUAAAAAACUCUUACCAUCCAAAUUACAGAGCCAAAUCUUCAAAAGUGCAGGUAGGCAUGAACGUAUGCUUUUUGGAGAUUUUUUUGUUUUGUUUUGUUUCUUUUUAAUGUAAAUACCUAGUUAAAUAAUGUUUUGACAUAUGCUUGUUUUAUGUGUUGAGACUUCUCAACAAUUCUGGUGAAAAAUGUAAAGGGCUCCAGCAAGCUGUUGUGUUAGUCUCUCUUAUUAAUGUUUUUAAAGUUAUAGAAAAAGGAGAGUCUCAAUAUUAAACACAUGUGGAGGCAUUUUCUACAACACCUGCCAGUGCUGAGUUAGUGGAAUGUUAUGUUGCUGAUGCAACCUUUUUCACUAUUAUUCCUUGGCCCACAGUUACUGGGACACCGAUCAGUAGCUGAAAAGCAAAUAUUGUUGAUGGCUAAUUCAGAGAAGAACAUUGAAUGCUUAAUGUAUGAAUCAAAGGAAAUGUAGAUAAUAAAUGUAAGAUAAUUACCAUGUACAGUAGACAUCCAAAACAGACUUGUGCCAUAUUUACUACUUAGUACAGUCUGUAGACUUUACUUCUAUUUCAGUAUUUUGCACAUGCGUUAUGUUAGAAAAAUUUGCCUGAGAAAGCUACUCAUGUUUUUAAGAAUGUUUUCAGUACAGAUAUAUUUUGUGUCUACCCAAUUGUUUUGCAUCUGAUUCAGAAUGUACAUUUUAUAAGUUUACAGGUCAAACAUUAUUUUAAAAUAUUUUAAUUAAAGAUGUUUGCUCCAUUUAUCUCCCCUUUCAAAUGGCAAAGCUAACCAACUUCUGUGACAGUAGAAGAUAAAAUGUCAUGCAUCUAAUGGAUAAACAUUAGGAGGUAUGCUUCAGAGUACAAUCUUGCACUGACCAGAGUUGGGUCUUUUCAACCUGUGAACUCUGUGGCCACACAUGCCCUAAGUAACAAGUCAGUUUCUGAGAGUGUUUGUCAGCUUUGGAUUCCUUAACAGGUAUUGCAGAUACUUGACUGUAAUCAGGAGUGGGUUGGUAACCUACAGUCCUCAGAGGCAUUUUACCCAGCCUGCAAAUUUGGGGCUUCAGAGAUGGGAGCUUUUUCCUGGGACUACAAGAAGAAAUAGUGGUGGCUGCUGGGUCCUAGUGCCCGAUCAUCUGUGUGUGAUCUAAGCUGGGUCAUUCCAGCCCACAACCUAAAAAUGUUGCAAAGUGCUCUUUUAAAUGGUAAGGAAGACAGGACAAAAACCAAUUUAAUAUAGCUACAGAGCAUGUUCUCCAGCUGUGAAGGACAUGAGUGGGUAUAAAGGCACUAUGGCUUUAAGCACUGAUAAAAUUGGAUCACCGGACCAUGGGGGAUCCAAGACUCAUAAUUAAAAAAAUGUUUAGUCUCAUCUACACUAACACUUAGAUCCCCCUGAACCACUACAGAGAGAGAGCUGUGGCAGACAACCACUGUCAGUUAGGAGGAAUCACUUUCCUUCUGCAGAUGUGAUUCCAUCCUUCUAGUAAUAUGUUAGUUGAAUAACAAUGAUGCUUAAAUAACAUCACAGGCUGAUUCUGGGCAUUCUUUUUAUGCUUGUUUUGUCGUUUGUAUUAUAAGGACUUGUUUUAUGUACAAUGCAAUCUUCCUAACUUUAGGGCUUUUAUAAAGUGUAGGUGGCAAAGUGUGUCUUAAUGUGGAGACUUAAAGUCUGCUUACUGCUUUUGUUGUAGUGAUAAAAGUAGCUUUUAAUGAUGACAUCUGUAGUGAUAACCAGUAUACAGAUAAAUAUCUGUGGUCUUUCUAACUGUGUAUUUCCAAUGAUGCAAACCUUCUUACAGUAAUUCAUUGUGCAGUAUUUAACUUAACAGUGCUUCUGUAAUUUCUACUCUGUGCAGUAUCAGCUGGAACUACCAAGACUCACAGAUGGUGUUUAUUUCACUUCUAAAAUAUAAAACAUAUUAUUUACUCUGCCAAAUCUUAGUGGAUUUUUUUCUUUGUUUUGUUUACUCUGUAUUGGUUCAUGAAUUAAUAAACCUUUUAUCA